Anguilla rostrata (American eel) is the source of this 2734-nucleotide messenger RNA. RefSeq names its product barH-like 1 homeobox protein. The record is from RefSeq and is a predicted model, not a curated record. The coding region runs from base 913 to 1887 and encodes 324 amino acids. The transcript is spliced from 3 exons. Gene Ontology annotation, molecular function: DNA-binding transcription factor activity, RNA polymerase II-specific; DNA binding. NCBI's taxonomy places the organism in Eukaryota, Metazoa, Chordata, Actinopteri, Anguilliformes, Anguillidae. Gene Ontology annotation, biological process: regulation of DNA-templated transcription.
CAAGCCGCUAGGGACGCACGUGGACGGUACAGCUUUAAAACUCAGCUCAUGAAUGUGCCACAAGUUCAUUUUUUUUAGGAUUUUAUCCCCCCCUCUUCCACCGACAAGAGUUAGUUCCCUGAUGUGUCUGUUUAACCUGCUCUAGCUCUCUGUUUCAUUCUCGCUUCCUGUUCUCUCGCCUGUCCGGCGGUUUUCGGGUUUCGUGCAGCCUACCUUGUCUGGCGCAGAAUGCUUCGAGUCUCCGUUGCCGCCUCUCGCAACUCAGUCCACAACAGCAAACUACCUUUGAUCUAACCGCGCUUUCCCAGACGACUGCGGUUUGUUUCCCUCAGCCACGCGCUGAUCUUGUAUUCCACCGCCUUUGAUAGCUGACGUGUCUGUCCUUGGUGCUGAAAUCACGCGCCUGCCUGUUUGCUUGAUAGACGGUAUUUGUGCAGCGUUGCUGUAACAUUUGCUCAACUUGUGGCAACAGAAGCAAAAUUUGGUGAAUUAUUUAGAAGCAGAACUGGAGCAGAACUUUUUUUCCCCCAAAAAAUUGAUAUGCUUGGACUCCGAAAAUCAAUUAUUCUAGGCAGCUGGGGGCGUUUUCAAACUGUAUCGACUUUUGAAUAAUACAGAGGCUACCUAAGACAAAAUAGUUGAAUGCAAGAUCGAUAUCCGCAGCUACGACUGUUUUAGAUAACCUGGAGAUUUUUGCUUCGUUCUGAAAACUUGAAGAAAAAAAAAGAUCGUUAAGAAGGCUUUGAAGAAAGUGGAGGAAUAUACUAUUUCCAAUUUUAUAUUUGGAUUUUACAUCUGGAUAAUUGAGAUUUUGUUUCACAUUAACGUCCCCCGCACUUCUAGCCGAAGUUGCCCCAGAACAAAUGAUUAUUUAAAAUACAACGCUACGAACUAUUUUUGAGCUGGGUGACAAUGGACGCGUCCGCCAACGGGUCCAGCUUCGGAAUAGACACUUUACUUUCUCACAGACCUGGAAGUCCAAUAAUUUCUAAAGGGGACGCUUUGAUGGGAGAAUGCCGCUCUCCCCUGGAGUUCAGCCCGGGGUCUGACCUGGAGAGCGUCUGCUCGUCCCCUCCUUCCCCGCGGCGGGAGAGCGUGGAAGAGGCAGUGCAGAGACAAGGUCACGCUCUCGGGCUGCAGUCCCAUCUACAGCACGGGCAGGUUUCUGCCGGUUCCCAGCCGCGGACCGUCACUUCGUCUUUCCUCAUUAGAGACAUACUGGCGGACUGCAAACCUCUGGCCGCGUGCGCCCCGUACUCCAGUAAUGGACAGCCGACUCAAGAGGCAGGGCGGCUCGCGUCCAAAAUCGCAGACGAAUUCAUGGAUAAAAUCCACAGCAACUCCUCGUCAGACAGCGAAUACAAAGUGAAAGAGGAGGGGGACAGGGAGAUCUCGAGCAGCAGAGACAGCUCACAGGUCCGGCUGAAGAAGCCCCGCAAGGCUCGCACCGCCUUCACAGAUCACCAGCUGGCCCAGCUCGAGCGCAGCUUCGAGCGCCAGAAGUACCUGAGCGUUCAGGACCGGAUGGAGCUGGCGGCCUCACUCAACCUCACCGACACCCAGGUCAAGACGUGGUACCAGAACAGGAGGACGAAGUGGAAGCGACAGACGGCGGUUGGACUCGAACUGUUAGCUGAGGCCGGGAAUUACUCCGCCCUCCAAAGAAUGUUCCCAUCGCCGUACUUUUAUCCCCAAAGCUUGGUUUCAAAUCUGGACCCAGGAGCGGCCUUAUAUCUGUACCGAGGACCCUCGGCGCCCCCGCCCGCGCUGCAGCGCCCUUUAGUCCCACGGAUUCUUCUACAUGGCCUGCAGGGGGGGACCGAACCACCGCCGCCGCCUCUCUCGUCCCUCUCUGGAGUGCUUCCGCGGGCUACGCAGCCCCGGUGAGCGGGACCAUCUGAGCUAGACACGGGCUGCUCGGAACUCGUUGGUGACAAGUACAUGAAUAUGUCAGCAAAAACCACAACGAACUCAACUGGAGCACGAACUCUUGAGUCGAUAUUAACAUACUGAUAGACUACACAGCCACAUUUAGGCCUAUGUAUUUAUUUAUUUAUGUAUUUAUUUAUUUAUUUAUAUUAUAUUUGUUUUUUCACCUAACAGGGGCCUGAAUUAAUAGCCGAGAGAGGUUUAAAGGUGAUUUCGUAGGGCAGUGGUUUUCCAGAAGGGUCUAAAAUGCUGGCAGCGCCGUGUCUUUGUCAGAAUCAUUGGGGGUUGACCAUAGAAGUCUAAAUCCCAAAAAAGAUCAGAAUUAUGUUGUUACCAUUAUUGCUAUUAACAACAGGUUGCAAUAAUAAGGCCUAAUAAUAAUAAUAGCCUAAUAAUAAUAAUAGCCUAAUAAUAAUAAUAAUAAUAAUAAUAAUAAUAAUAAUCAGAUUGCAUUUGUGAUGAGUCGCUAAGCUUACUGCACAUACAUUAAUCAUACACUUUUAUUUUCAAAUAGGCCUAAAUUAUUCUACAACAGCAUUUUCAUAUUUAGCUACUUGAAAAUCUUACAGCGUAUGGAAUUGUAAAUAAGAGUAGAUUUUAAAAUUAUAUUUAAAUAACUUUAUUUUUAAAUGUCUUUUUUUAAUUUGAUCAUUCCAGUCCAAAAACAAUAUUGAAUAAGCAGUUAAUUGCGGGAAUCACCGGCGUAUUUCACUAUUGAAACUGACCGCCGAAUUCCGCUUUCUUAGCAAGGACAUAAUCCAACUCACAAAACACGCUGUUAUUUAUGCUGAACAGUCCGGCGGAA